Molecule: messenger RNA, 1554 nt
Organism: Lachancea sp. 'fantastica'
Lineage: Eukaryota; Fungi; Ascomycota; Saccharomycetes; Saccharomycetales; Saccharomycetaceae
Source: the annotation of a GenBank genome assembly
AUGGCAUACGUUUUGACAGAAACCUCUGCCGGUUAUGCCCUUUUGAAGGCUUCUGACAAGAAGAUCUACAAGUCCUCGUCUCUGAUCCAGGACCUAAAUAGCUCAGACAAAGUGUUGAAGCAGUUCAAGGUUGCUGCUUUUUCGAAGUUUGGGUCUGCAGCUGAGGCUCUACAAGAAGCCAACAGCAUUGUUGAAGGUAAAGUAUCGAACCAAUUGCAAAAACUAUUGGAUGAGAGCAAGGCUGACAAGAAGGCUACUCUGGUGGUUUCUGAGACCAAAUUGGCCAACGCCAUCAACAAAUUGGGUCUGAACUUCAACGUUGUGUCCGAUGCAGUCACUUUGGACAUUUUCAGAGCCGUCAAGGAAUACUUGCCCGAGCUUCUACCUGGCAUGAACGACUCUGACAUGUCCAAGAUGUCUUUGGGUCUUGCCCACUCGAUCGGCCGUCACAAGCUUAAGUUCUCUGCCGACAAGGUCGACGUCAUGAUCAUCCAAGCCAUUGCGCUUCUUGACGACUUGGACAAAGAGCUCAACACCUACGCUAUGAGAUGUAAGGAGUGGUACGGCUGGCAUUUCCCGGAAUUGGCCAAGAUUGUGACCGAUUCCGUUGCUUACGCUCGUCUGAUUUUGGCCAUGGGUGUCAGAUCCAACUGUGCUGAGACAGACCUCACCGAAAUCCUUCCAGAAGAGAUUGAAGAGCGUGUUAAAGCUGCUGCCGAAAUUUCCAUGGGUACCGAAAUCACCCCCGUGGAUUUGGACAACAUCAAGUGUCUAGCCACUCAGAUCACCGAGUUUGCUGCCUACAGAGAACAGCUUUCCAACUACCUAUCUGCUAGAAUGAAGGCUAUUGCACCAAAUUUGACACAGCUUGUCGGAGAGUUGGUUGGUGCUAGAUUGAUUGCCCACUCUGGUUCUCUUAUUUCCCUCGCCAAGUCCCCUGCUUCUACGAUUCAAAUUCUAGGUGCGGAGAAGGCUUUGUUCAGAGCUCUAAAGACCAAGCACGACACACCUAAGUACGGUCUGCUGUACCACGCAUCCUUGGUGGGACAAGCCACUGGUAAGAACAAGGGUAAGAUUGCUAGAGUACUAGCUGCUAAGGCUGCCGUUUCUCUACGUUACGAUGCUCUAGCCGAAGACAGAGACGACUCCGGCGACGUUGGUUUGGAAGCCAGAUCGAAGGUAGAGAGCAGACUGUCGCAAAUCGAGGGCAGAGACUUGAGAACCACUCCUAAGGUGGUUCGUGAGGCCAAGAAGGUAGAAAUUACCGAAGCCAGAGCUUACAAUGCUGAUGCCGACACCGCCACUGAUGCAGCUCAGGCAUCUGUUGACUCCGACGAAGAAGACUCCGAUGCUGAGGUCGACACCGAAGUAAAGGAGAAGAAGGAGAAGAAGGACAAGAAGGACAAGAAGGAAAAGAAGGAAAAGAAGGACAAGAAGAGAAAGAGAGACGAUGAGGCCGAAGACAAGGAGUCCAAAAAGUCCAAAAAAGACAAAAAGGACAAGAAGGACAAGAAGGACAAAAAGGACAAGAAGUCCAAAAAGGACAAGAAAUAG